AUAUCCCCCCCCCCCCCCCCCCAACCAAAAGCGAAGGAUAAGCUGGAGACAAGCAGAAGAGUAGCGCCAUCGCAAUUGCCGCUGGUUUUCUCGCCAACGGCGUCGGAAAUUGAGGGAUUUGUGAGGGGAGACUCGUAGGUCGCAAGCAGAUCUGGGCGUCGGCUAGAUCACUCUUUUCAAAAUCGAGAUCAGCGUGUGAAAAGACUAGCUUUGGCGAAAGAGGUCGCCGUGAUCAGGCAACACCUUACUAAAAGGAUAUAAAGAAGCACACAUACAAGUUAGCAGAUAGUCUACGGGAAGGGAAGAAAUGGCACCUAGCAUCAGAAAGGCUCUGGGAACAAUGAAGGACCAGACUAGCAUUGGCCUGGCCAAGGUUUCAAGCAACAUGGCUCCUGAACUUGAUGUGGCUAUUGUCAAGGCAACCAGUCAUGACGAUGAACCUUCUAAUGAGAAGUACCUAUAUGAGAUUCUGAACCUUACAUCCCACUCUAGGGGUUAUGUUAGUGCUUGCAUGGUUAGUGUUUCAAGGAGGCUCAGUAAAACCCAUGACUGGGUCGUGGCUCUCAAAGCCCUGAUUCUUGUUCAUCGUCUUAUGGUCGAUGGGGAUCCUGCAUUCCAACAUGAGAUUCUUUAUGCCACCAGGAGAGGAACCCGUCUCUUAAACAUGUCUGAUUUCCGCGAUGAGGCGCAUUCCAAUUCCUGGGAUCACUCUGCUUUUGUUCGCACUUAUGCACUCUAUUUGGAUCAGCGGUUAGAGUGCAUAAUGUAUGAAAGGAAACAAGGUGGUGGUAGCAAACACUCAAAUGAAUCUAGAACCAACCGCUGGAAAUCCCCUCAACGAAAUGGAUCUGAUUUUGGUGACCAUGAUCCUUAUGCACAUGGGAAUUAUGGAAGGUCCUCUUAUUCAUCCCCUCAAAGUAAUGGCAGAGAUGGGUAUUAUGAAGAACGCCAGAAUGGGGAAGAGAAGAAGCCACUGACACCACUGAAUGACAUGAAGCUAGAGAGGGUGUUUGGCAGGAUGCACCAUUUGCAACAGCUACUUGAGCGCUUCCUUGCUUGUCGUCCCACGGGCAAUGCAAAACAUUGUAGGAUGAUUCUCAUUGCUCUUUACCCUCUUGUCCGAGAGAGCUUUCAGCUUUACGCGGAUAUAUGUGAGAUACUAGCUGUUCUUCUAAACCGCUUCUUUGACAUGGAGUAUCCUGACUGUGUCAAAUCAUUUGAGGCAUAUGCUAGUGCUGCAAAGCAGAUUGAUGAGCUGUGUGCUUUCUAUGCUUGGUGCAAGGAUACAGGAGUGGCAAGGUCUUCUGAGUACCCAGAGGUGCAACGCAUUACUGACAAGCUUCUGGAGACACUCGAGGAGUUUAUGAGGGAUAGAGGGAGGAGCACAAAGAGCCCUCUAAAAGAGACAAUCCCUGCACCUGCAGAGGACAAAGAACCAGAGCAGGAUAUGAACAGCAUCAAAGCUCUUCCUGCACCUUCUGACUACAAGGAAGAAGAGCCAGAGCCAGCAAAGGUGACAGUGGAACCAAUCAAGCAGCAACCACCGGAACCCCAACCUGACCUGGUGGAUCUUAGAGAGGAUGGCUUGACUGUCAACGACCACUCUAAUAGGCUUGCAUUAACCCUUUUCCAGGGGCCGGCAGCAGCCAGUGGUGUAAAUGGUUCAUGGGAACCAUUCCCUUCAUCUAACGGGGAUUCUGGAGUAAGUUCCGCAUGGCAAAAUCCUGCAGCAGAACCUGGAAAAGCAGACUGGGAGCUUGCCCUCGUGGAGACUGCUAGCAAUCUCUCAAAGCAGAAGGCUGCAAUGGGCGGGGGAUUGGAUCCAUUACUACUGAAUGGCAUGUAUGAUCAAGGUGCAGUGAGGCAGCAGGUUAAUGCCCAGGCGAGUGCAGGGAGUGCGAGUAGCGUGGCCUUGCCGGUGCCUGGACGAGGUGCUGCUCCUGUGCUUGCCCUUCCCGCGCCUGAUGGCACGGUUCAGACAAUCGGGCAGGACCCUUUCGUUGCAUCCCUCAGUAUCCCAGCACCUUCCUAUGUUCAGAUGGCGGAGAUAGAGAAGAAACAACAGUUGUUAGUCCAAGAGCAGCUCGUCUGGCAGCAGUACUCCAAGGAUGGUAUGCAGGGCCAACCAAGCUUGGCCAGGAUCAAUAACACCUUCAUGGCCAACCCCACAAUGCCCUACGGAAUGCCGGCUGCCUACAACACCGCAGGCGGAUACUACUAUCCGACCUAUUGAAUCUUGUUCCUUCUCAAUUCUGUGCUUUGCUUCGCUUCAGUUUUACUUUAAUGUUCAUCUCCCUUCCUUACAUAUGUAUUAACUAUUGUUUGUUCCAUGUAUUAUGUUGAGCUGAGAGACUCUCUUCUGGUGGCGUAUCUUGUGCGAGCCUCUCGAUCGAGUGCUCUCCGUCCGAACUAUUCUUUGUUUCAUUAGACUGUGCAACCUAUACUUUGUUUCAUUA
Messenger RNA from Zingiber officinale, 2456 nucleotides. RefSeq names its product probable clathrin assembly protein At4g32285. Gene Ontology annotation, molecular function: phosphatidylinositol-4,5-bisphosphate binding; clathrin heavy chain binding; 1-phosphatidylinositol binding. Gene Ontology annotation, cellular component: clathrin-coated vesicle; clathrin-coated pit. Gene Ontology annotation, biological process: clathrin coat assembly; clathrin-dependent endocytosis; vesicle budding from membrane. Lineage: Eukaryota; Viridiplantae; Streptophyta; Magnoliopsida; Zingiberales; Zingiberaceae. The coding region runs from base 308 to 2233 and encodes 641 amino acids. The transcript is spliced from 2 exons. The record is from RefSeq and is a predicted model, not a curated record.